GUCCUAAACAUAGUUUGUCGUCGAUUUGAUCCAAUUAUUGUCAGUUCAUCAAAUUUCAAUCCAACAAAAUCCCAAAUUUCGAAAUCAAGAACCCUAAAAUCAUCGUAAUCAUCGUGGGUUCUCAAUCUUGGAGUCUCUUACAAAUGUCGUCAGUAGGAACAUCAAAGGGGAUUCUUGAAAUCGCCAAAUUCGGUGUAUACGUCGCAGUUCCAAUCGUCUUAAUGUAUACAUUCGCCAACAACAGCACCAACAUCAAGAAAUUCAUGGGCAAUCAUUCAUACGUUGUUUAUCCUAAAGAAGCUCCUCGUCCUCCUUCGCCUGAAGAGCUACGAGAGAUGGCUAAAGAAAUUGCUCGCAACAAGAACAUCCCUUCAAAUUGAUUCUACUUGUAUUAGUAUAUUGCAAAAAAGGUAACUUUUUGUUUUUGAUUUAUUGAAAGAUCAUAUCGAAAGUCACACACUUUGGUCGAAAUUUUCAUACUUUUGGUGAAAUUCUUCUUAUUGAUGUAAAAGGGUACUUAUAAAUUGAGAAUUUGAGCAAAUGAGAGAGAAGAUUGAGGUCUUUGUCCAGCUUCUGUGUAGUAGAAUUGGUGAAAUUUUUUUACUUUUGGUGAGAUUCUUCUUAUUGAUGUAAAAGGGUACUUAUAAAUUGUUGAGAAGUGGGUAAAUGAGAAAGUUUCUGUU
Molecule: messenger RNA, 683 nt
Organism: Arabidopsis lyrata subsp. lyrata
Lineage: Eukaryota; Viridiplantae; Streptophyta; Magnoliopsida; Brassicales; Brassicaceae
Exons: 1
Coding region: 144-380 (78 amino acids)
Biological process (GO): mitochondrial respiratory chain complex IV assembly
Cellular component (GO): mitochondrion
Source: RefSeq, a predicted model, not a curated record